This is a messenger RNA of Echinops telfairi (small Madagascar hedgehog), 1598 nucleotides long. RefSeq names its product chromosome unknown C9orf43 homolog (gene CUNH9orf43). The coding region runs from base 31 to 1452 and encodes 473 amino acids. The transcript has 12 exons. The record is from RefSeq and is a predicted model, not a curated record. NCBI's taxonomy places the organism in Eukaryota, Metazoa, Chordata, Mammalia, Afrosoricida, Tenrecidae.
GUUGGCUUCUGUCCUAAACUCUUUAUAGCAAUGAAGUUGCCAGAUGAGACCCUGUGGGACGAAACUGCCUGCAGCUCUGCUAUUUGUCAGCACCCACAAUGCUGGGCGACUAUUCGCAGGGUUGAGAGAGGCCACCCCCGAAUGCUGGGUUCACUCCCCAGAACUGCCCUGGAUACCGAAGAUAAACUCCCAGUGCUCACCAUCGCAAAUCUCUCAACUUCCUCCCUCCGGCCCAAAAGACUGGCUCAGCAUCCGUCUUCAGGAUGUACCUUCCCAAAGGCUCAUUCGUUAUUGUCUCGGCGUUCAAAGUUUGACUCCAAAUUUCAAGAUCUAGAAGCUGUCCAGAAUCAACCGGCCAACCGAGGGAUGGUUUCAGUGCUGAAUUUGGAUAAGACAUGGCUUCCCUGCACUCAAGAUGCUAGACCUAUGACUGUAAGCUGGAUCCCCCCCAGACCAGAGAAGGCUAGGAGAAGUCGCGCAGAGAAGGAGCCUGCAAACACCAGCAAGGGCAGGAGAGAGAAGAGCAGGCAAGCUGCCGAGCCUGUGGAUGGGAAGAGAGGGGCCUCCAGAGAGUGCUGCUGGGGACCCUUAGUACUUCUUUCCUCCCAGGACAGGACGUCGAAGCUGCCGCCCGGCUCCUUGGGAACACAGUCAAUAACUGAGGAGGUGCUUGUGCCUCCCCCCUCCCCAGCGCACCUGCUCGAUCAGCUCAGCUCCACCUCGCUGCUUUCCUGGCCCCACGUGGACACGCUGCCUUUCGAGCUGAUUAAGGAUCUUUUGGCAGGGGACAGUAAGACCCUGCUGUCUGCACAGAUGAGGCUGGAAUUGGCCAAGAUGAAGAAGAGCGGUCCUCUGGAAAAGAGCCGGCCCACCAGCGCACUGUCCUCAAAGAUGUUCCUGUCUAUCCACCACCUCACCCUGCAGAGACCAGCGCUGAGAUAUCCUGAGCGUUUGAAAAAACCGUGGAAAGCUCGAUGUUCUGAGUCUGCCAAAUCUCCAGUAACCCGCAAAGGCCCCUUGGAGAAGGCGGAAGAAAGCAACCCCCUGGCUGGUGACAGUACCCUGCCAGCACCGGAGAGCCACACACAGCGGAGGCAGCAGCAGUUGGAGCGAGCCGGGCCUACCUUGAAACAGUUUCAGGAUGCCACAGAGGGGCCAGCGCUGGAGCACCCUGAGCACGCCCUGGACUUCUCCCCGAAGGACACGAGUACGAAAUUCAUCAAGGCAGAGGCCGAUGAGGAGGGCAUCCCUGCUCAGGAGAAGGCUGAGCCAGAAUCGCUGGCUUCCAACCAAGAGAAGACCACCAGGCACCUGUCAGCCAGGACACCUAAGAUCGCCUGGAACCUGGAGCUCAAGCUUCUGAGACUUCUUCAGGACACGGAGGAGGAGGAGGGCCAAGAGAGCCCACCCUCCCCAGCCCAGAGGCACAGCCUCUCAGAGCAGGAUGGCUAAUCCUGAAGACCACGGCCACCUGCCCCCAGCUCUGGGCUUCUCUUUCUUUCCCCACCUCUACUAGCCUCUGAAAUCAGUGCGAGAAAGCCCCACCCCUUUUGUGUUUGGGUAAGUUCUCGUCCCCAGGGCCAGGGCAAUUUUGAUGA